CUCCACGCCUUCGUGACCGCGCCGGCGCCGGGCGGCGGCGCCACGGUCGUGCGCUGCUUCAUCGAGCGGACGCGGUCGGGCGCGCACGCGCUCUUCCCGCUCUACAAGCUCUACGCGGACCACGAGGACGGCACGGGCCGCCUGCUGCUGGCCGCCCGCAAGGUGCCCGCGGCGUCGCCCUACUACGCCAUCUCGACCGCGGCGUCCGACGCUGCGUGGAACUCAACCAGUGAGUCCGGUUAUCCCGAGAUGUAUUGCGGGGACCUUGGUGAACCUCCACGCCAUCGAACCGACGCGGUCGCGGCGACACCGCCGCGUUGACGGCGUGGGGCGCCCGAAAUUUGAUGCCCACGCAGGUCCGACGUCUACAAGGCGCGCGCCAAGCGGAGCAGGCACUACCUCGGCAAGCUGCGCGCCGCGCCGGCGGCCGCGGCGGCGCCGCGCGAGUACGUCCUCUACGACGCGGGCGGCCGCGCGGACGACGCGCGGCGGCGGGCCCUGCGCCGCGAGCUCGCGGCCGUCGUCUUCGGCGGGCCGGCGCGCCGCUUCGAGGUGGCGCUGCCGCGCGCGCGCUGGCGCGCGCGCGGGCCGGACGAGGGCCGCGACGCGGAGGCGCUGGACCCCGGCGUCGCGACGGUCCGCGAGUUCCGGCCCGCCGAGCCGGCGGCGGGCCUGCGGCACGCGUUCGACGUCGUCCGCGGCCGCGGCGCCCAGAACGUGCUCGACGCGGACUCGGUGUACGUCGCGCACGCGCGGACGUCGAAGUACGACCCGCUGUCGAGCUGCCUCGUCGACUUCCGCGCGCGCGCGGCCGUCGCCUCGGUCAAAAACUUCCAGCUCGUCGCGUCGGCGCCGGUCGAGGCCCACGAGCGGCGCGCGUACUACGACCGCGACGGCGAGGGGCGCGGCCUCGCGGACGACGACGCGGCGCUGCCCGUCGUGCUCCAGAUGGGCAAGGUCGGCAAGGACUGCUUCAACAUGGACUACACGUUCCCCUUCUCGAUGCUCCAGGCGUUCGCCGUGUGCCUGGCGCGCUUCGACACGGGCGUGCCGCUCGCGACGACGCGCUAG
Molecule: messenger RNA, 1071 nt
Organism: Pelagomonas calceolata
Lineage: Eukaryota; Pelagophyceae; Pelagomonadales; Pelagomonadaceae
Source: the annotation of a GenBank genome assembly